This is a messenger RNA of Quercus robur (English oak), 209 nucleotides long. RefSeq lists its product as uncharacterized. The transcript is spliced from 2 exons. NCBI's taxonomy places the organism in Eukaryota, Viridiplantae, Streptophyta, Magnoliopsida, Fagales, Fagaceae. Bases 1 to 120 code for a protein of 39 amino acids. The record is from RefSeq and is a predicted model, not a curated record.
AUGAGUUUGACUAGAGUUGUAGGGCUUUACCCCAAAGGGAGCCCUUCCAGAAAUUCUCGAAGGCCUAAGCUGAACUUAGGCCUAAGAGGGGGUUUGGAAAUAGUUUUCAACCAGCAAUAGACGCGCCUCGGUUAGAACCUCACUAGCUGCGUCAUUGCCCCAAGCGCAAAGAUGAAGUGCUCUUUCCGCCUCCCUCUCAUUUUAUAAUC